UCAUGCUCUCCCUUUUAUCUCUCCGCAUCUCUCCACAUCCUCUCCCACAGUCGAGCAGGCUUACGGAUGCCUACCUGUCUCAGCCGCAGCAGCCACUGAGAUCGAAAUCGAAAUCCCACGGCUCAAAAAUACGCAAACCCUAGCUUUCUCGAUUGAUCACCCACCGUUUAUCAAUAGCUACCAACCUAGCUUGCCAUGGCCACCCGCCGAAUCCUCUCCACCCUCCUCCGGUCUUCUCCUCGCAGAACUCCAGCUGCAAGGUCUUCCUUUCCCAUUCCCAGAUCCCAUCCCCCAAUCUCCCGCCCUUCACCCAUCGGUUUCCUACUAUCACGGGCUGUCGAGUAUGCUACCGCUGCGACAGCCCCUGCCCCGUCUUCGCCAUCGUUGGCGAAGGUCUCUGGGGACCCCAGCGGAAAGGUAACUGAUGAGUUCACUGGCGCAGGUGCUGUAGGUCGUGUUUGCCAGGUGAUCGGAGCCGUCGUUGACGUCCGGUUUGAUGAGGGACUGCCACCGAUCCUGACGGCGCUCGAAGUGCUUGAUAACCCGAUCCGUCUCGUCUUGGAGGUAGCACAGCACCUGGGAGAGAACAUGGUGAGAACAAUCGCAAUGGAUGGGACUGAGGGACUCGUGCGCGGGCAGAGGGUGCUCAAUACGGGCUCUCCGAUCACUGUUCCUGUAGGUAGGUCUACCCUCGGCCGUAUCAUGAAUGUUAUUGGAGAACCUAUUGAUGAGAGAGGAGAAAUAAAGACCAAUCAUUUUCUUCCCAUCCAUCGUGAAGCACCUGCCUUUGUUGAUCAGGCUACGGAGCAACAGAUCCUUGUUACUGGUAUUAAGGUUGUGGAUCUUCUUGCUCCUUAUCAGAGGGGUGGCAAGAUCGGGCUAUUUGGUGGUGCUGGCGUAGGGAAAACUGUGCUUAUCAUGGAAUUAAUAAACAAUGUUGCUAAAGCUCAUGGUGGCUUCUCUGUCUUUGCUGGUGUCGGAGAACGCACUCGUGAAGGCAAUGACUUGUACAGGGAAAUGAUUGAGAGUGGUGUGAUUAAGCUUGGAGACAAACAGGAUGAGAGCAAGUGCGCUCUCGUAUACGGGCAAAUGAAUGAGCCUCCUGGUGCUCGUGCUCGUGUUGGUCUAACUGGGUUGACUGUGGCGGAAUACUUUCGUGAUGCUGAAGGGCAAGAUGUGCUUCUCUUCAUUGAUAAUAUUUUCCGCUUCACCCAGGCAAACUCUGAGGUGUCUGCUUUACUUGGUCGUAUUCCUUCUGCUGUUGGCUACCAACCAACUUUAGCCACUGAUCUUGGAGGACUGCAAGAACGAAUCACAACAACAAAGAAGGGUUCUAUUACAUCCGUGCAGGCCAUUUAUGUACCUGCUGAUGAUUUGACGGAUCCUGCACCAGCAACAACUUUUGCCCAUCUUGAUGCCACCACCGUGCUCUCAAGACAGAUCUCUGAACUGGGUAUCUAUCCUGCUGUGGAUCCUCUGGACUCCACGUCUAGAAUGCUUUCUCCCCAUGUAUUAGGAGAAGAGCAUUAUAACACUGCCCGUGGCGUUCAGAAGGUUCUUCAGAACUACAAGAAUCUUCAAGAUAUUAUUGCAAUUCUUGGAAUGGAUGAGCUUAGUGAAGAUGACAAGCUUACUGUUGCUCGUGCUCGGAAGAUUCAAAGGUUUCUUAGCCAGCCUUUCCACGUUGCUGAAGUUUUCACUGGUGCGCCAGGGAAAUAUGUGGAUUUGAAAGAGUGUAUCACUAGCUUCCAGGGUGUUCUUGAUGGCAAGUAUGAUGAUCUCCCUGAGCAAUCAUUUUACAUGGUCGGAGGUAUUGAUGAGGUUAUUGCCAAGGCUGAGAAGAUUUCCAAGGAAUCUAACGCGUGAGAAAAAGAAAAUUUACAAUCUGUAAUAAUCUGGAGGAUACUGUUAAAUUAUUUUGUAUCCAGAGGAGAGUGGGCACAUUUUUGGAUACACAUAAGGUGUUCUUCGAUUCUUCAAGGAAUAAAAGGAUUUCUUAAGUGGCUCAUAGAACAAGAGCGGUAAAGAAAUGAUUUGAGAACCAU
Dendrobium catenatum is the source of this 2045-nucleotide messenger RNA. RefSeq names its product ATP synthase subunit beta, mitochondrial. Gene Ontology annotation, molecular function: ATP binding; proton-transporting ATP synthase activity, rotational mechanism; ATP hydrolysis activity. Lineage: Eukaryota; Viridiplantae; Streptophyta; Magnoliopsida; Asparagales; Orchidaceae. The transcript has 9 exons. Gene Ontology annotation, biological process: proton motive force-driven mitochondrial ATP synthesis; proton transmembrane transport. The record is from RefSeq and is a predicted model, not a curated record. The coding region runs from base 196 to 1866 and encodes 556 amino acids.